AUGGGCGUGGGCGGCGUUGUCGUGGGCGGCAUUGAUGUGGGCGGCGUUGAUGUGGGCGGCGUUGACGUGGGCGGAGUUGGCGUGGGCGGCGUUGGCGUGGGCAGUGAUAGAGGUGGUGGUGGUGGAAGGGAAUGGGAUGGUCACGGAGGUGUGACCAUGCCGCUAAAAGGAGACGUGACGAUAUGGCACGCCCUCAAUCCACUGGACUGGGACUGGACUCAGGAAAGUGGCUGGCAGUCCAGUGGGAGUCCAGUGGACUGGACUGGACUGGACUGGACUGGACUCCAGUGGACUGGGCAUUCUGCCAGCCAAUCUGGCCUGUACAGGCAGUUUCAAGAAUUUCAGCCCAAAAUUUUGGCGCGCCCACUAAAAAUUCGCUAA
Laccaria bicolor S238N-H82 is the source of this 381-nucleotide messenger RNA. RefSeq lists its product as uncharacterized. The record is from RefSeq and is a predicted model, not a curated record. The transcript has 3 exons. NCBI's taxonomy places the organism in Eukaryota, Fungi, Basidiomycota, Agaricomycetes, Agaricales, Hydnangiaceae. The coding region runs from base 1 to 381 and encodes 126 amino acids.